AUGAAGCACAUCAAGAAGUAUGUUGAAAUGAUGAUGCACGAGAAUGUCUCCAGAGCUGUGUUAGUACUUCAACAGAACCUAACUCCAUUUGCAAAGUCGUUUCUCAUAGAAUUGGAGCCAAAGAUCCAUUUGGAAGUUUUCCAGGAGGCCGAGUUGCUUAUAAACAUCAAGGAGCAUGUUCUUGUUCCUGAGCAUCAGGUGCUCACACAUGAGGACAAGAAGACGCCAUUGGAGCAGUACACCUUAAAGGAAACUCAGUUUUCUUGCCAGAUGAUAUGGGCCACGAUUUCUAUGGUUGAUGCUGAAAAGAAGCUCUUGGCUCAUGCCCUACAAGAUCCUGAAAACUAG
This is a messenger RNA of Miscanthus lutarioriparius, 348 nucleotides long. Lineage: Eukaryota; Viridiplantae; Streptophyta; Magnoliopsida; Poales; Poaceae. The record is from the annotation of a GenBank genome assembly.